Messenger RNA from Fimicolochytrium jonesii, 846 nucleotides. RefSeq lists its product as uncharacterized. The transcript is spliced from 2 exons. The record is from RefSeq and is a predicted model, not a curated record. The coding region runs from base 1 to 846 and encodes 281 amino acids. Lineage: Eukaryota; Fungi; Chytridiomycota; Chytridiomycetes; Spizellomycetales; Powellomycetaceae.
AUGUUGACCUUUCCUGCGCAUUGCGCUCUGUCUUCUUCUGAAGUUGCAGCUUGGGCCACCUUUCAAGUCUCUCACGUUGCAAUCCAAACCACCACUACUCACGGUUUUCCAACAUGUAUUUCGCGCUUCGCCCCUCAUCCUGGCGCGCUAUCGUCAAUCAAGUACCCAGUUCCUACAGUCGGUCUCUCAUCCCAUCUCGCACGCAGCUUCUCGCGUUCGGCCAAACGUCGUUCCGGAGCUCGUCCCCGACCGAUUGCCUUCGCCUCUCGUCCACGCGAGGAACUUUUCGGUGUAUCCGACGCGUCUCCAAAGCAGCCGCCCACUCGCUUCCUGUUUUCGCGUGUUAUUGCUGCGGCUUCCCGCUAUCGACUGCCUGAACCCAUCUCUGUCUACGGCCUCCCGUCUCGUUCUUGGACGGUCUCGAUACCUCCUGUUGGCCAGUCCUCGGCUCAGCCCGUGCACCGAACCGUGAACGCAAGCCAGCUUCGCGUGUUUCCGGACGUGGCAACACCAGGUUCGCGUGCCCCAAUCACGUCCUUCGUGGCAUUCGCUGAUCAACCUCAAGCACUCGCCGUGCUGGCGCUCCCUUCCACAUUUGUCCCCACCUUCGACGCCUUCGAGAGGGGAGUUGGUGACCGCGCUGGUGACUAUUGGCAGGAGUUGAUGGAUGUCUCGGCUCUGUCUUGGAGUUCUGAGGCGGGGUGUCUACUUGCUGGAUUGCGCGGCGGGAAUCUCGCUGGGAGUACCGGGGAAAUCUGGGUCUGUACAUCUGGAUCUCUGCCGGGUACCAUCACCGACCACUACCCGCAGCAAGAGUACAUGGGUGCGACGGACCGCUUGCGGUGA